Molecule: messenger RNA, 1319 nt
Organism: Glycine soja
Lineage: Eukaryota; Viridiplantae; Streptophyta; Magnoliopsida; Fabales; Fabaceae
Product: PHD finger protein ALFIN-LIKE 2-like
Exons: 5
Coding region: 267-986 (239 amino acids)
Biological process (GO): regulation of DNA-templated transcription
Cellular component (GO): nucleus
Molecular function (GO): transcription coregulator activity; transcription cis-regulatory region binding; histone binding
Source: RefSeq, a predicted model, not a curated record
AAGAAAGGCAUAAUUAGUCUAGACCUAAUUUCUGACCUUAUUGAGUUAGUUAGUGAGAAUCACAGAGGAGUAAAGGAAGCAAUUUUGCCUCAUUGAGUGAAUACUACUUACUUAUAUACACAUUCAUUCUUCAACAAACAUUUUAGUUUAUUUUUUCUCUCUUUGAUCAAAUUCCCUUCCCAUGGUCUCUCUCUCUUCAAUUAAUUCCAUUUAGCUUUCCCCAAAUCCCAAACCCUUUUUCGCUUAGAUCCCAAUCCAAUUGGGUUAUGGACAUGGCUUCCAGUCCCCGCACCGUAGAAGAGAUCUUCAAGGAUUACAGCGCCAGAAGAACCUCUGUUAUUCGCGCUCUCACUCACGACGUUGAUGAAUUUUACGGCCUCUGUGAUCCAGAUAAGGAUAACCUGUGCCUCUAUGGACAUCCAAAUGAGGCCUGGGAAGUAACUCUGCCAGCGGAGGAAGUUCCGCCAGAGCUCCCGGAGCCGGCUCUUGGAAUCAAUUUUGCUAGGGAUGGCAUGAACCGCAGGGACUGGCUUUCUCUGGUUGCUGUCCACAGUGAUUCAUGGUUGGUUUCUGUGGCCUUUUACCUUGGGGCUCGUCUUAACCGCAAUGAAAGGAAACGAUUAUUUAGCUUGAUCAAUGAUCUUCCAUCUGUUUUUGAAGUUGUGACUGACAGGAAACCAGUUAAGGACAAGCCAACUGCGGAUAGUGGAAGCAAGUCUAGGGGAAGUGCCAAGAGAUCUAGCGAUGGGCAAGUUAAAAGCAACCCAAAGUUUGUAGAUGAGGGUUAUGAGGAGGAUGAAGAUGAGCAUAAUGAAACACUUUGUGGAAGCUGCGGCGGAAAUUACAACGCUGAUGAGUUUUGGAUUUGCUGUGACAUAUGUGAGAGGUGGUUCCAUGGGAAGUGUGUUAAGAUUACCCCUGCAAAGGCUGAGAGCAUAAAGCAAUAUAAAUGUCCAUCAUGCAGCCUGAGGCGGGGCAGGCCUUAGACUGAAAGAGGCGAUGGAAUGGGUACAUGUGAGGUGAGUGUUGUUUCAUGGCUGACAAGAUACUGUAAUUUUGUUACAUCACUUACAGAAGUUAAUGUAAUGGGCAUAGUAUCGAUGCUCAAGGGCAAAUUUAUCAGGGAUUAAGUUUGUUUUUCCAGAUGAACCAUUGGUGCAUGCCACAGGGUAUAGAAUAGAACAUGACAAAUUUUAAUUUUAUGAUUAGUUUAUAUUUAGUAGAAUAUUUGCUUGAACUUUAAAUAUUGUAAUUUUUUUAUUUUUAACAUUGUUUAAGAAAACAAACCUUUUCAACAGAUUAUUCUAAUUGAACUUUCA